This is a messenger RNA of Drosophila erecta, 493 nucleotides long. RefSeq lists its product as uncharacterized. The record is from RefSeq and is a predicted model, not a curated record. Bases 219 to 374 code for a protein of 51 amino acids. The transcript has a single exon. NCBI's taxonomy places the organism in Eukaryota, Metazoa, Arthropoda, Insecta, Diptera, Drosophilidae.
UAUAUAUGGCCAGCCGACCAGCGCAGUGUUAUCAUUUGAAGAAAAGAGUUGGUCGCAUGUGAACACAGUGAACUUAGCCAGGCGGUUCGAUAAAAGGCUUAAGCUUAUCAGGAUAUAGGAGUGCACCCACCUCACACAUCGGUGGAUAGCUGAGUUGAGCGCGGAAGGAACUGCAAUAAGUAAGGGAAUCACUGGCCUACGGAAUCCCCCAUCCACGGAUGUGUCUGUACUUGGGAGUGGUGGAGCACCUGCUGGAUGUGGUGGCCUACUGCAUGUGCCGUGUGCUGGAGCUGUCCCUGUUCACCUGCAUGAUGGUCUGCGGCUCCAUGAGGGCCAAGCUGACCCACGGGCCCACCAACGAGCUGGAGCAAUGACCAGGACACCAUGAGUGCUGCUAAAGGGAUGCGCGUGUGUGUGGGUGUAUUUCGACUAAAAUUUAAUAAAGGCAUCUUUUCUAGUGGCGAAUAAAUAACGAUUCAUAUGUGCGUGUAAA